This is a messenger RNA of Oncorhynchus kisutch (coho salmon), 1985 nucleotides long. RefSeq lists its product as uncharacterized. The coding region runs from base 207 to 1391 and encodes 394 amino acids. NCBI's taxonomy places the organism in Eukaryota, Metazoa, Chordata, Actinopteri, Salmoniformes, Salmonidae. The transcript is spliced from 9 exons. The record is from RefSeq and is a predicted model, not a curated record.
GGCAGCCCUUGACUAGCGACUAGCGGAGGGCUGUUGUGUCUCUGAUGGAGUGACUCCCCGGCACAGCUCUCUACAGCUCUGUCUGGUCCACAACAGUCUCUACAGCUCUGUCCAGUUCACAUCGCUCUCUACAGCUCUAUCCAGUCCACACCUCUCUCACCAGCUCCAGGGGAAAGAAACUGGUAUAGUCUUUCCUCUCUUCAAAGAUGAACCUCUUCUGCUUCUCUCUGGAGGGUUCUAUGGGCAGUCUGUAUGAGGCUGUGCAGGACUCCAGUGAUGCCCAGGUCUACACCAACCCCAGCUGUUCCUCCAGCCGUUCCUCCAGCCGCUCCUGUAGCCCCGCCGUGCUGCUGAAUGAAAAGUUGCGUGGCUCGGGACGAUCCAUCUCCAUGGAGAUCUCCCAGAUGCAGAACAACACCGACAAAAAGAAAAGAAGAACACAUAUAUCCAAAUCAGCAUCAGAUAACGGAACAUUAGAUCAUGCCGCUGCCAGCGGCAAUACUGCUCUCUGGCUGCCCGCCAAAGUCCCUCCAGAAAACGAUUUAGAUUUAGUCCACAUUGAGAACAAUCAAAACGAAGAGAUGGUCAAGCCCAUGCUCAGAACUGAGGUCCAGACCAAAGCCAUGAUCAGAACCAAUGCCAAGACCAAAGUAGGAAGAGGAGGACGCAAGUCGAGCAUAAAGAAGAAUGAAAAACCACCAACCCCACCAACAACUCAGAUGAUUGUCCAUGACAACGGGGAAGUGGCCAGGCCCAGAAUGCCAAUCAAAAGGAGUCAAAAGCCUGGGAGUCCAAAGCCUGGGAGUCAAAAGCCUGGGAGUCAAAAGCCUGGGAGUCAAAAGCAUGGGAGUCAAAAGCAUGGGAGUCAAAAGCCUGGGAAUCAGAAGACUUGUAAGAAAGGGAGUACAAAAAAUGGAAAAGAAUGGGCCAAGAAAAAUCAGGACACCACACGAAGUAAGGAACUCAGAAAAUCUACCACAGACCACGACACUUAUGCAGGGCCCAUCCCAGUGAUGGCAGGACCGUAUCUGGAUGUGGUCCGGAGGUCAGCUGCUGAUUGUGAGUCUGUACUACCAUCAGCCCAGGAGAAUGCUACCCUAGCCCCGGGUGCCAUGGAGCUGAGGACCGGGCCUGGAGGCCCUGGAGCUCAUCCUAGGAACCAUUGCUGGAGUAACCCAGCUGAGAACGUUCAGGCCUGUGGGACAUCCUACCACAUCUGCUGCAGGCCCCUCACAGACUACCCCGUUUAUGCCCAUGACUACACCCUGCCCCGGGCCAAGGACAAACACCAGGAUCUGUACCAAGAUGAGAGCCUGAAACGAGACCCCUCGCCCCAGGGUGUCUCUCUCUCUGUUACUGAUUUGGACCUCUGCAACCCCAAUGUGAGUUAAUGGCAAACAAUGACAACAUAGCCAUCUGUUAAAGUAGAUUAUAGUAGAUUAUAUAGUAUAUCUGUAAUAGACUGGGCAUUUUGUGGACAUUUUUGUUCCAAUCUAUACCCUACUUCAAAUGCCUUGGAACAAACCAAUCAUUACAUUCCAUUGAAAUAGAUGAUUUGGGUUUAUUUUAAUCCAUAGUAAGUGACUGCUAUAAAAACUAUGAUUUGGUAAACAAACACUAGGAAAGAGGAUGGGCUCACAUGCACUCAUUGAGAUAUUUCUAUACAUGCAGUAUACUGUAUCAAUCGGAAAUGCAGUGAGCACAUGCUCUGGGUGCUUUGUGUGAGACAAAGCUGUUGUUUGGACUUUACGUGACAUUGGGGCAGAUUAUUUCAGAUUACUCCAGUGUUGUGAUUGCGUAGGCUCCUAUAUUUUUUUUUUUCUUUGGUUCCUGGAGAGGGAUCAACACCUAUUGGUUACAGGCCAUUGAAGGAAAAACUGGGGAAAAGGAGUGGCUAGUGUUUGGACAAAUGUUUAUCUUUAGAAAGCUGUAUUAUGGCUAUUUAAGAUUUUUCUUUCUAAUAAACAGGGUUAUAAAAUAUAAAA